Messenger RNA from Echinostoma caproni, 879 nucleotides. Lineage: Eukaryota; Metazoa; Platyhelminthes; Trematoda; Plagiorchiida; Echinostomatidae. The record is from the annotation of a GenBank genome assembly.
AUGCUUGCGCUUCAAAGUAGCGUUGCCUUGCUCAAAGGUAAAGUAUACGAAAAUCUGGAUAAUCGAGCCGUUGCCACGCAACAUUAUCGUGAAGCGUUGCUGUAUGAUGUUACGUGUUACGAGGCGUUUGAAAAACUGGUUCAUUUUCAGUCGUUAACACCGGCCGAAGAGAAAGCGUUACUUUCCGAGCUCGAUUUUACCGAUCAGUUGGAUCCCACAAUGAGUGCCUUAGUUGAAUUUCUGUACAAGGACAAACUGAAUAAGAGUUUAACAUCGGAAAGCGCCAUUCCGACUGGGCUUGAGAUGCUGAAUGAUAAUGUGGACGUAAUCAUCAAUAUGGCUGGUCGAAUGCUUGAUUUAUGCCAAUUCCAAGAGUGCUAUGAAAUCACCUCACGGCUAAUGCGUGUCGAUCCGUACAAUCUGACCUGUUUACCAAUUCACAUAUCUGUCUUGAAGGAACUGGAUCGACCAAACGAAUUAUUCCGAAUCGCUCACAAACUGAUGAACGUGUAUCCAUCCAAUGCAAUAUCUUGGUUUGCGGUUGGUUGUUAUUAUCUCUGCACCCAACGAAACGAGUUAGCUCGACGUCAUCUUUUAAAAGCUACUCAACUAGAUCGUCGUUUCGGUCCCACGUGGUUGGCGUUGGGUCAUGCAUUUGCCGCGGACGGAGAGCACGAUCAAGCGAUUGCAUCUUAUUGCACCGCCGCACAAGUUAUCCGCGGGUCUCACAUUCCCAUCAUGUACAUAGGUAUUGAAUACAGCGCAAGCAACAAUCGUACACUGGCCGGACGGUUCCUCCGACAGGCGUACAAACUCAGUCCCAACGACCCUUUCGUGUUGCACGAAUUGGGCACUUUGGCAUUUGAGACCCAGAAGUGA